Molecule: messenger RNA, 864 nt
Organism: Paramecium tetraurelia
Lineage: Eukaryota; Ciliophora; Oligohymenophorea; Peniculida; Parameciidae
Exons: 4
Molecular function (GO): ubiquitin protein ligase activity
Source: RefSeq, a predicted model, not a curated record
AUGAAAUAACAAAGUAUAAUUUUCGAAGAAGAACUUCGAUAAGUUCAAUUUAGUGAUUCCAAAUCGAUUAAAAAUAAAUUCUUAUAGAAAAUGAGGAAACCAUAAAAUUUAGAUGGCUAUAAUUAGAUGAGAAAAAUUCCAUUUUAACUCAGCGAAGCAUUUCAUGAAAAUAGACUAAAAUGUAUAUUGUGCAAAGAUUAUUACAUUAAAUUUACAAUUGCUUAAUGUGGUCAUUCAUUUUGUUAUUACUGCAUUUUUGAACAGUUACUUAAAUCUCAUAGGUGUCCAUGUUGCCAAACAGUUUUGAAAGGUUUACACUUUAUCCAAUGUCAUACUAUAGAUGAAUUUAUCAAAAAUAGUAAAGUUCUCGUAAAAAAUUCGACAAUUCCGAGUAGAAAGAAGCAGUUUAAAGAGUGGAAAUUGAAAAAGAAGAUAACCAACUUUAAUAUUGGAGAUACUCUAGAUGUUUUAGAUACUGAACAUAUCUGGUGUGUCGGAUCGAUAAUCAAUAUUUUAAAUCAAAAAGAAAUUCUUAUCCAUUUUUAAGGAUAGAAUAAAGCUUACAAUGAAUACAUUCCAAUCUCAUCUCCACGCUUAUCCCCUUUAGGACUAUUUACUAAUAGAACUGAUAUUUUACUCUAUUACCCAAGCCAAGAUGAAAAUUCCAUGUUUAAUUAGAUAAGGUAAAUAGGAUCUUAGAAUCAAGAGAACGAGUUAUACAAUUAUUUGAUAAUACAGCAGCAAACAGCAAAUUCAAACAUUAUUUUAGCCGUCGAAUAGCCAAAUAGAAUUGGAUUAUAAAGUCUACUUUAACUUGUUGUUUUCAUCAGAGAAAUACAGGAUGAAUUAUAUAAUGAAACAUGA